Molecule: messenger RNA, 1491 nt
Organism: Schizosaccharomyces osmophilus
Lineage: Eukaryota; Fungi; Ascomycota; Schizosaccharomycetes; Schizosaccharomycetales; Schizosaccharomycetaceae
Gene: atd2
Product: aldehyde dehydrogenase
Exons: 1
Coding region: 1-1491 (496 amino acids)
Molecular function (GO): oxidoreductase activity, acting on the aldehyde or oxo group of donors, NAD or NADP as acceptor
Source: RefSeq, a predicted model, not a curated record
AUGUCAGAAGGACUGUUCCAAAAACUACCACUUCCAGACGGUGGUACAGUCAGACAACCGGUCGGACUGUACAUUGAUGGUCAGUGGAUAAAAUCCAGAGAAGUACUUGAAACAGUGGAUCCUGCCACCGAAGAAGUUAUUACAAAGGUCUAUUUAGCUGGUACCGAAGAGGUCGAUCUUGCAGUUAAAGCAGCAAGAAAUGCUUUUAAAAACUGGAGGAAGGUUCACGGUUCCGAACGGGGUUCAUUAUUGAUGAAGUUAGCAGAUGCCGCUGAAAAGCAUAUUGAUACACUAUCCGCCAUUGAAGCAAUGGAUUCAGGGAAACCAAAAGAUUCCAACGCCCGUGGCGAUGUGGAGGGAACUAUAGCUUUACUUCGGUAUUGCGCCGGAUGGGCUGACAAAAUCUAUGGGUCUGUCAUCCCGACAGGCUCCGAAAAACUUGCGUAUUCAAAAAGAUUGCCAAUUGGUGUUUGUGGUCAAAUUGUUCCAUGGAACUAUCCAUUGAAUAUGGCAGGAUGGAAGAUUGCUCCGGCUUUAGCCGCUGGUAACUGUAUCAUCAUUAAAUCCGCUGAAACUACCCCCCUUUCAUUAUUAUACUUUGCUCAGUUAGUUGACAAAGUUGGAUUCCCCAAAGGUGUAGUGAAUAUUAUUAGCGGACUGGGUAAAGUUGCUGGAUCACACAUUGCUUCUCACCCAGGAAUCGAUAAAAUUGCAUUUACUGGAUCAACAGAGAUUGGCAGUACUAUACAAAAACUGGCUUCUUCCAAUUUAAAAACAGUAACACUUGAAUGUGGUGGAAAAUCCCCGUUCAUUGUUUUUGAAGAUGCUGAUAUUGAGCAGGCUGUUAAGUGGGCUGCUGUAGGCAUCGUAUUUAACAGCGGUCAAAUUUGUACGGGAAACUCUAGAAUCUAUGUACAAGAAAAGGUAUAUGAAAAGUUUUUGGAAAAAUUCAAAGAUCAUGUUUUGGCAGACUAUAAGCUUGGAUCUCCAUUUGAUGAAUCGACAGUUGUUGGACCUGUUGUCAACAAAGUUCAGUACGACCGAGUCCUUCAUUACAUCAAUGUUGGUAAAAAUGAAGGAGCUAGGGUGGUUUUAGGGAAUGAACAGAAUCCCUCAAAGAAAGGAUACUUUAUCCACCCAGUCAUUUUCGCUGAUUGUCAUCAGGGAAUGACGAUUGUAAAAGACGAAAUCUUUGGACCCGUUGUAGCUGUAUCGAAAUUUACUACGGAAGAUGAAGUGCUAGAAAAAGCAAACGACAGUAUAUAUGGAUUGGCAGCGAUGUGCUUUACUCAAAAUCUCGAAAGAGCCCAUCGCGUUAGUGACGAAUUAGAGACUGGUAUGGUAUUCAUUAAUUCGGCAGAAAACAGUGAUAUACAAGCUCCCUUUGGAGGGGUUAAGAUGAGCGGAAUUGGCAGUGAAUUAGGAGCACCAGGCAUUGAAACGUACACUCAUCUAAAAACUGUCCAUUUAAACUUAAGUAACAAGCUUUAA